UAGUAAGCGAGAGGACACAGGGCACUUCUACUACCAAUAGCUGCUUGUUGUACCAUUGAACAAAAUGCCGAUUCCAAUUCCGCCGUUGCGUGCAACCACGGUGGAUGCGGACGUGGAGCAGAUGUUUUUCACCGUCCGCCGCGGCAUCAUCGCGUCGGCCGUGCGCGGCCAGCACGAGAAGCGGAUGUGGCCCUCGGACAAGGAGCACACCUGGUGCGCAACAGCAGAAAAGUGGGAGCGGGAACUUUUCAAUCGGUACCCCCACUGGUCACAGCAACUACCGGAAAAAACAUCCGGGCGUCGACCGAAGACGAGGCCCGGGGGAAGAAGUCCCGUCGGAGGGGCUAAUUUUGAACUGCAAAUGGGGAGAACGAAUUUUGUCGAGCCGGAGAGCUCAAUAUCGAGCCGCAGUCCGUCACCCGAAAGUAGCAGCAUGGACGCGCUGUCACGAACCGUUGCACAGCGGCGGCCGGACGACCAUGCGGGGUUCGACGCGCUUUCGCGAACGGUGGCAGCUCCGGAUAGUGAGGAGGGUGCGGACCACGACCUUUUAGGCCGCACGGUCGGUGCAGCGCAUGACGAGGUGGACCAAAGAGGUUCGUAUGAAGGAGUCGAUCUGCUAUCCCGAACAACAGCCGCGUUCUCACGUUCUCCUUCGAAAAAGGCGGGCUGGAUUGAAGCGGCGCGUAAGUUUUCGAAAGCUUCCGCCGGCGCGGUUCUGACGAGAGCUUCGGACGAAAAUGCCGCACCACUGUCAGUGGAGGAAACCAUGCUGAGUCAAAACAUUUUGGAAGAGAUUUCGGCAAAGAAGAAGAAGAAGGCCGGGCAAGUAGAAGAUUCCGAGAGGGGGCAAGUCCCAGCACCCGGAGCCCCUCCCGCUUCCCCACCGGAGACCCCGGCGGCUAGGAGAAAGCGGGAGCGCGACAAGGACAUUCUCUUCCCGAAUUCCGGCGGCGGCUCUUCGCUGUUUGCCGAUUUCGGGUACUUAAUUCACGUACAUUUGGAGACGCAAAGGCGGUACGAAGAGGCGGAGCUUGCGCGGAAGGUCGAGCUGGGAGGUAGACUGCAAGCGGAGCGUGCUUUAAAAGCGAAGGUGGUCCUGCUCGACCAGACGGAGUCCCUCCGGAGCGAGUACCAGUCGAAAUUCAAGCGCGCGAACUUUUUCCUUUGCAAGGAGCGGUUCAUCCGGUUCUGGAUGUCCAGCGAGUUUCUCAAGCUGCAGGAGCGGUUUGAGGAACUGCAGCGGAAGUACCAGAAAGCCGAAGUGAUGAUCCGGGAGAAAAAACUGCUUGUCGACCAAGUGGUGAAGAAGAAUUCCAGUAUCACCGAAGAGAACAAGCAGAUGUACGAGGAGUACGUGAAGAUGCGCAUCGUGCGGGACAAACAAACCCAAACGGAAGUUUUGCCCGCUUCGGGCGCCGAACUGGAGCCGUUGCGCCGGCGGCCCAGUACCGCAAUGGGGAACCGCGGGUUUGGGAGUGUCAGUCCCGGCAAACGACCGUCGACAAGCGGAGCCGCUGGUGGAGUAGAAGGAGCAACGCCUUCGACUAGUAGUAGACCGGCCUCCAGUAUCCACAGAAAAAAACCCAUCCACAUCCAUUUUUUGCAUGACAAACACAGGAUUUUAUACGUGUUUUGCAUGACAAAUUGGAUGGGGAUGGGUGUUUUUUCCUGGAUAUCCAGCUUGACCCAAGCGGAUAUGGUGCACUUUACGUGCAAGAUUCUGUUCAGCUUCGUCCGGGACAACAAUCUGGCGAUGAUCAAGGAGAGUUUGCAGUACUUGAAGGAUGUCAACGUUCGCGAUCGUUUUGGCGACUCGCUCCUCACCACGUGUUGUAAGUGCAAUCAACCCGACCUCCUCCGGUACUUUCUGGCGAUUCCGGAAAAGUGGGGCGGGGCUUUGUCGUUGAAGAAGGAAAUCAACGACGGCGCCAUUCUGUCCUUCGCGGCGCAGGCAAACUUCGCCUCGGACGUGGUGCAAAAGCUGCUCAAUGCGAACGCAGACCCAAAUCACAAGUUUUGGGUAACAACUUCCGCGUCGAGUAAGUCCGCGGAUCCCGCGAGCAAGGCGAAGUCGCUCGAGGCACCCUUGGUGUACGCAGUGGCGAACAACAGCGAGAAGGUGGUGAAAUUGCUGCUGAUAUCCGCCGCGAAUCCGAACUUGUACUCCCAGAUAUUUAAUUAGCGGCCCUUUCAUAAGUCCGGACCUUUCACCUCUUGUCACAUACCCAACGCUGAAGAAAAAAAAAAGAACUUUAAAUAGGUCGGAACGUGGCCAGGAGCUGCGUCUGCAGCUACUCGCUCUUGUGCAGCAGGCGCGCUUCCUUUAGUUCCGUACAAUAAAAGAAGCAAGAGGCUUGUUUACAAGGAGCCUACGCUUUAUCAGUGGCGUAGGCUUCUGAAGCAGCUUGCACAGGGAAAUAACGUGAUGGAAGAAGUAGAAACAGCCAGCCAAAGAAAGCUCUCGACAGCUCGGAAACUUUAGUCCCCGUCGGCUGCCACCCAAUGCAGUGCGCCGGGCGGCUUUGGUGUUUGUGUUUCCGUAUAAUAAACCACGCAAGUGCGUUGCGCAUUUGCGACGCCUGUUCCUUUGUCUAUCGGCGCCGCAUCUGCAACACCUUGCACAGUGUAGGCAUCAGGAAUACACAAACACGACAAAACAAGAAAACUGAUAGUCCGCACAUUUCUACAGGUUGUGACUGUGUAGGCGCGCGCAGUGUAGUAACUAAGCGGGCAGCUCUCGUUCUGGACCUGGAUGCGCCACGCUGCGCUGUACUGACUAAAUACUCAGGUGAGCGCUUCGGAGUGCUACGCGGGGGCGGCUGCUCUGCGGGGGGACUGCUGGAUGGAAGCUUAGGAGAAAAAUUUGCGCGGGGAGUAUUGGGGCAUGAACUUCGAGUAAGCAGCCCUCUGAAACGCACCAAAGCAGUGCGCGCGUACUUAGACGUAGAAAAUAGGUGGGCAAGCGGCGUAGAUAGGUUGCAAUGCUCGGGGGCUCGCACUGUAAGCAAAAUAAAAAAAGCCCGGGUAGGAAAAAUGCAUUUUGCGUUUUUUCCUACCCGGGGUUUUUAUUUUCAAAACCCCGGGUAGGAAAUAUUUAUCCGCUGCUCUGCACGUCUGUGAGGGUGAUAACAGCUGAUAAAUAUUUCCUACCCGGGGUUUUGAAAAUAAAAACCCCGGGUAGGAAAAAAAUCAAAACUCAUAUUUCCUACCCGGGCUUUUUAUUUUCAAAACCUCGUAUAGGCCCUCCGAAAUCUGGGCGGCGCGGCAGCGCCGCGAAUUUUUUUUUUUUUGGAUCGCGGAGAGCUAUGUGAGGUUUUGAAAACCAAAACCUCGUAUAGCCCCCUCGAAAUUCGGGCGGCGCGGCAGCGCCGCGAAGAUUUUUUUUUUUGGGUUCGCGGAGGGCUAUGUGAGGUUUUGAAAGCCAAAACCUCGUAUAGCCUCCUCGAAAUUUGGGCGGCGCGGCAGCGCCGCGGAGAAUUUUUUUUGGUUCGCGGAUAGCUAUGCGAGGUUUUGAAAAUCAAAACCUCGUAUAGCCUUCUCGAAAUUUGGGCGGCGUAGCAGCGCCACGAAAAGUAUAUUUCCUACCCGGGCCUUUUUUUUUCAAAACCUCGUAUAGCCUCUCCGAAAUCUGGGCGGCAUAUUUUUUUUUUGGUUCCCGGAUGGCUAUGUGAGGUUUUGAAAACUAAAACCUCGCAUAGCCCCCUCUAAAUUUGGGCGGCGCGGCAGCGUCGUGAAGAAUUUUUUUUGGUUCGCGGAGGGCUAUGCGAGGUUUUGGAAGCCAAAACCUUGGAUAGCCCCCUCAAAAUUUGGGCGGCGUGGCAGCGCCGCGAAGGAGUUUUUUUAUUUUGGUUCGCGGAGCGCUAUGUCAGGUUCCGAAAACCAAAACCCCACGUAAGCCUCAGGGGGUCGCAUCGGGUAAGUCGCGCCAACGCGCGGGCGCAGGGGCUGCAGCGCUGCAUUUGGUUUCUACCGUCAGUGGUGUGGGCCAGAAUGUGAAAAGUCAUUUGACCUGUGACCUUUAUGAAAGGGCCGCUAAUUACGUCAUGUAGAGUACUCGAAAACCAGUGCGCUUCGCUGGGCGGUUCGGAGUGACAACGCGCCGAUGGUAAACUUGUUGUUGCGGGCCGACGCGGAUAUCAUUUCGGAGGAACGCUUGCUGCUGCAGGAAGCAGAUUCUGAUCGGCUGCGGCAGUUCCUGCGAAACACAAUUCGGGCCGAGAAGAUACGGCUCGGCCAUAUCAUCGAUAAUGCUCUGCAGACAUAAAGCAGUACUCGUAUGCGACUUUGUUCUGCACGUGGCGGCGGGGCGCUGUUUAGAUUCAAAGCUGUCCCCGCAUCCGCACAAGAACUAGUGAUUUUGGUUUAAUUACAUGUUUCAGUUUCGCUCAGUAUUGAAU
Molecule: messenger RNA, 4400 nt
Organism: Amoebophrya sp. A120
Lineage: Eukaryota; Dinophyceae; Syndiniales; Amoebophryaceae
Source: the annotation of a GenBank genome assembly